UCCAGUCCAGUCGAGCUGUGCUCUCCUGAAUAUUCAGACAGCGAUAGGAUCAUUACUGCAUUUGGAUUUGUCUUAUUUUCUCUAUGGCUUCUGCUGAAACAGACCCCAGGGCGCCUUUCUCUUUGGGUCCCUACUAUGUCUCUGAGGACCUCGGCUUUAUCCUUAAGGAACCCCUGGGAGAGCUUCCACCUUACUACCAGCCAUGGAUGGAAAUUGCCCUUAAUGUCCCAGAGCUUGUGCACAGUCACAAGUUGCGCUCCUCUAUUACUGAGAUGCCGCUGCUGAGCACCAAGUUUCUCCAGAAACACAGAGAGCUACGACUUGCCCACCUGGCCCUCAGCAUGAUGACCAUGGGUUAUGUUUGGCAGGAGGGAGAGAAUGACACUGUUGAGAUGCUGCCAUGUAACCUCGCUGUUCCAUACUGUGAAGUGUCACAGCGCUUAGGACUUCCCCCAAUUCUCACACAUGCAGAUGCAGUAUUGGCUAACUGGAGGAAGAAGGAUCCAGAAGGGCCUUUUGACAUGGAGAACCUGGAGUUGCUGUUCAGCCUCCCAGGAGGAGACAGUGUCAGAGGUUUCUUCCUGGUCACUCUGCUGGUGGAGCUGGCAGCAGCUCCUGCAAUAAGGAGUAUUCCUGUGGUCAUCAAUGGUGUAAGGUGUGGUGACACCAACGCUGUGGCCGGAGCCCUGGAGACCAUCAGCCUGUCUAUAGAGGACAUGACAGACGCACUCAAACUCAUGCAAGUGUAUGUGGAGCCUUCAGUCUUCUAUGGAAUUAUGAGGAUCUACCUGUCUGGGUGGAAAGACAAUCCUUCUAUGCCAAAAGGCCUGGUUUACGAAGGGGUAGAAAAAGAGCCACUGGAGUACUCUGGUGGUAGUGCUGCACAAAGCAGUCUAUUACACUGCUUUGAUGAGCUUCUGGGAGUCAAACAUGAAGAACAAAGUUGUUCCUUUCUGACCCGCAUGAGGAGCUAUAUGCCACCUGCUCACAAGCAACUGAUUCAAGACAUCUCUUUGCAACCGUCCUUAAGGAGUUUUGUCCAGCAGCAGGCCAGUGAGCAUCUCAGUCAAGCCUAUCAUCUCUGCGUCUCUAAACUCUUGGCUCUGCGCAGCUAUCACAUCAAUGUCGUGAGCCGUUUUAUCACUGUGCCUGCUGCCCGUGCUCGACAGCUCCGUAACCAGAGCCAGGAGUCCAAGGAAAUGAUCAGCAGAGCCCCCACUGCACUGGAGGAGAGGGGCACCGGUGGCUCCGGCAUCAUGACCUUUCUAAAAAUAGUGAGGGACCAUACGAAAGAUGCCCUCCUGCCCGGGACGACAAAUACAUAAAAACAACAGCUCAUGGGAACUAAUAUCCACGAGAAUACCCAAAGCCGUCAGGCUAUUUUAUAUCUAAUAAAAGGAUGACUUUUGGAA
Messenger RNA from Cololabis saira (Pacific saury), 1412 nucleotides. It is a transcript of the gene ido1, whose product is annotated as indoleamine 2,3-dioxygenase 1. Bases 84 to 1325 code for a protein of 413 amino acids. The transcript is spliced from 10 exons. Gene Ontology annotation, biological process: 'de novo' NAD+ biosynthetic process from L-tryptophan. The record is from RefSeq and is a predicted model, not a curated record. Gene Ontology annotation, cellular component: cytoplasm. Gene Ontology annotation, molecular function: metal ion binding; L-tryptophan 2,3-dioxygenase activity; heme binding. NCBI's taxonomy places the organism in Eukaryota, Metazoa, Chordata, Actinopteri, Beloniformes, Belonidae.